AUGCGUUUCGCCCGUGUUUUUCUCGCCCAGGCUCUGCUGCUGACGGUGGUCGCGGCCCAAAAGAGUGCUGACCCCCGGGACUUGAAUCUAUUGAAGGACGUCGCUACUGACAGCGACACGGCAACUUCCACCUCAGCUGCGGAUCCUACUUCUACGUCUUCAUCUCCAACCUCGUCAUCCGAGUCAUCCGAUACCCCGACUUCUACUUCCACUACGGAGGCCCCCACAACCUCCACCUCCUCCUCUUCGUCCUCGACACCGGCAGAAACCACAUCCUCUGACACCUCAACCUCUUCUACUACUACUAAGGAUGGUCCUACAUCCACGUCCUCAUCCAGCUCGGACAGCUCGAGCACAACCGAUGGCCCUUCCACUACCACCACCAACACCCCCGUGGUCAAGACGUACACUUCCUAUGCGACAAUCAGCGGAACCACCUCGCCCACUGUCUUGACUUCUACGUCGUCGCCAGCUGCUGGGGCAACUUCUCCCUCUCUCAAUGGGGACAAGGGCAGCCCAAGCGGCGUGUCCUCCUCGGACAAGAAGAUCAUCAUUGGUGUGGUCGUUGGUGUGGGUGGUGCUAUCGUGCUUGGCGUUCUGGGCCUGGUAAUCUGGCGAAUCCAGAAGAAGCGCAACGAGCAGGCCGGCGAUGAAGACGAUGAUCUGAUGGGCGGAACUGCUGUCGGCUCUGGGCCGCGCGAGAAGGCCCCGAGCCCCUCGUCGGGCCGAAACUCGGGCACUCCGUUCAAAAACACACUGGACCAGUACCACAACCCGGGUCCCGUCAAUGCCGCGUCGAACUUCUAA
Messenger RNA from Penicillium alfredii, 807 nucleotides. It is a transcript of the gene midA, whose product is annotated as putative cell wall protein. The record is from RefSeq and is a predicted model, not a curated record. Bases 1 to 807 code for a protein of 268 amino acids. The transcript has a single exon. Lineage: Eukaryota; Fungi; Ascomycota; Eurotiomycetes; Eurotiales; Aspergillaceae.